Molecule: messenger RNA, 618 nt
Organism: Aplysia californica (California sea hare)
Lineage: Eukaryota; Metazoa; Mollusca; Gastropoda; Aplysiida; Aplysiidae
Product: parathymosin
Exons: 4
Coding region: 78-449 (123 amino acids)
Source: RefSeq, a predicted model, not a curated record
AUCUUUCUCUUUGUCGCGGUAGGAGUCAGUUCGUUUUCUGUGAGCUCCAGUGAGGAUUACUUUCAAACUUUGCCAUCAUGCCUGGAACCAAGGACGACGAAGUAGCUGUUGAGACCCCCGAGACCACCACAGAGCCUAUUGUGGCAAAGACAGUGGAGGAUGUGAAAGCCAAAACAGACGGAGAGGCCGAGGUUGAAGAAAAACCAGCAGAAAAGGAAUCCACCGAGGAGAAGACGGAAGAAGAAGAAGAAGAGAACACAAAUGAAAACGCCAACAGCACAGAAAAAACAGAGGAAACCACAGAAACAGAAUCGGCAGCAGAAAAACGAUCCGCAGAAGAUGAGGAGGCAGAGGAGGAAGAUGAGAGUCCAAAGAAAAAGGCAAAGACAGAUUCGAAAGAAACAGAAUCAUCAAAUGGCACAGCAGAGACCACCAAAGAAUCUGCUUAACUUCACCUUUGCUUAUAUGAACUGUUUGUAAAAAAAACCAUCACACUGGUAUCAUGUCCUUCUGGAGCUACUUGAGAUGUAAUUUAUGAGUCAGAUUGUACUCUUCAUCAUGGUUCUCAUCAUCAUCGUUUCUAUUUUUUUUAUGUAAUAAAGUGUUUGUGUAAUGUUA